UGAUUGAGCGGGAAGAAGAGAAAUUGAGAAAUCGUUGUAAAUAAGUGCUCAAAUCAAAACAAUUGAAAACAGUGAAGUUAAUUCAUAAAUAUGAAUGUGUCAGAUUUACCUAAACCCGUCCAACUAGUGUUAACUAAGUUGGUACCAGCGUCUGUUCUCAAUAACAUAAGUUGUUUUGUAUUUUACGAUAAACAUCCAAAUGACGACAAAAAUAUUGAUAUUACAAUAUGUACUGCAAUGGGAGAAGUGCUUGAAUAUUACGAAAGAAACUUAGUAUCUUCAAUAACACUGCCAAACAACGCGAAACCAACAUCAAUAAAAAUCUUAAGGAACUCAAACUGUGAUUUAUUUUAUUUAGUGGUUACGAAGGAACGGAUAACUAUUCUAUCAAGAAAAAAUGAGUUAGUGGUUCAUAAAGUAGUAGACAAUGUUGAUAAAUACGACAUCGAUGACGGUUCAUGCAGUGGACAAGCAUGUUUGAGAAUAUUUCGUAAAGGAGACGCCGUUCCUCACAUAUUCGAUGAUAACUUCGAACAAUUUAAACGUCCAGAUAUCUCAGUAACAGUUUCUGAAGCAGACAAUGAUGAAACUGUACCUAUCAUAGCCCAUUUGAUGAGGAAACUGACAGAAGCGAAGUACAGUGUCCAACAUAGUGAGAGAACUUAUAAAGAGUUGCUGGAUCUCCAUCAAAAGGUUGCGUUUGAAUCUUAUAAGAAGAUUCAUCCUAAUUUGCAGGAUUCUGUUUUUAAAAAUGGUCCGGAAAAGAUUGCAUCAGCCCUGCGGAUUAAAACCAAAACACCCUGGAUAAAAGUCUGUAAUCAGAAAAUUGUGAUUGUUAUAGAAGUUACUAAUUUAAAUAAAGAGAACCUAGAAGAUGUCCACAUCCUAGUACAUGGCACUACGGGUCAAUCAAUAGAAUAUACAACCAAACUAUUUGAGGAAACCUCCAUCAUUACAAAUAAUUUGCCAUUUUGGACGGAAAUUCAGACACAGACCUUAAAACCCAAUGUUUCUUCAGCUAUCGUUCUCAUCAUGGACACAAAGGAAAUAAUAGACAGUCUUAUGUGCAAAUUAAAUUUAAAUGCUGUUAUAUUUUACAACAGAAAAGGACAGGAAUAUCUUCUGCCUGUGCGCGAAAUAGAAUUAUAUGCUAAAGAUACUAUUGGUGCGAAGUUUGAUGCCAUUUCUAGUACUCCAAUAGAUUCCAAAACCAUGUUGGCUAUACUAGCGACAACAGAAAGAACAGAUCUUCUACUCAGACACAUAAUGAGAUCUAGUGAAACAGCCUUAUCUCUCGAUGUUCUAUGCCAGCACCUGAUGAUGGAGAAAUUGGAUCAUUACAACAACAUUAUCAUACAUAGGAGUUCUCCCUACCAUACUCUAAAUGGUGUUAUGAUUUUAAUGCACAGUGAACAGACUGAUGUCAAUGAUUAUACUACUUUAUCUGUUUAUUCUAGGACACAAUCUCAAGUGCUAGCACUCAUCCACUGCAUACACGACGCUGUACCUCUAACACUAGUCAUCACGACGCCUGACCAAAAACUCAAAGCAAAACACGAUGAUCUAGCGAAAUUCAACGAAGAUAGUAUAGAAUGCACACAAAAGUUAUACAACUACCACAACUAUGCAGCAACUAUACUGAAACGAACCAAACUAGCUUUGAAAUACUUGGACGAUACCAUGGUGAAAAUGGGUGAGUCUAAAAACCCUUUAGUUCAAUCUAAGAUUGGGAGUGAAAUCGACCUUUUUGCUGCCGGUCAGGUUCGAUAUAUGGAGUUUAAGGACAAAAUGAGGAAGGAAAGGGGAGAGUCGGGAGAUUCUGAUGAUGAUGUUAUGUGUAUAGACUGAGUUAAUUGUAAGUGCAAGUGUUCCAUAGAAUAUAAUGAGGCGUAUUUUGCAGAAAUCCAUGCUACACUAACAAUACAGUAAGAUUUUUAGUUUUAAUUCCGCUUAUAUUUGUAUUUUUUUA
This is a messenger RNA of Spodoptera frugiperda (fall armyworm), 1969 nucleotides long. RefSeq lists its product as uncharacterized. The transcript is spliced from 5 exons. NCBI's taxonomy places the organism in Eukaryota, Metazoa, Arthropoda, Insecta, Lepidoptera, Noctuidae. The coding region runs from base 91 to 1848 and encodes 585 amino acids. The record is from RefSeq and is a predicted model, not a curated record.